Coniosporium apollinis CBS 100218 is the source of this 471-nucleotide messenger RNA. RefSeq lists its product as uncharacterized. NCBI's taxonomy places the organism in Eukaryota, Fungi, Ascomycota, Dothideomycetes. The record is from RefSeq and is a predicted model, not a curated record. The coding region runs from base 1 to 471 and encodes 156 amino acids. The transcript has 2 exons.
AUGGGUGACGAAGGAGAUGACGAAGAUGACGAAGCUGACGAAGCUGAUGUUGAAGUUCCCAGUCCAUUUGCUGGCGAUGAGGUGCUUCCAAUUGGCGAAGACGAUGGACGUGAACUUAAGGUGCUUGAAGACGUUCCUAGGGUAGAAGAGCUGGAAAGCCCCAGCACAGCGGCACGCUCGAAACUCCAGAUUGAAGAUCCGGCAACAGCUGUAUCCUUGCCGCCCAUGGGGGUAAACAUAGUGUUGUUUGCGCCAGGGCAAGCUACCGACGCCUGCGCUGCCAAGCUAGUGGUCGAUGAGACGGAGCUAGAUGUAAGGACUGAGCUGGUGCUGGAAGAAAUAGUGGCCACGGCCGACGAAGAAUGCCCGGGCCCAUCACGCAGGAAGGUCCAGUCAGUCCUACUGCUCUGGUCGGUGUACGUGUACAUCAUGAAACUGGCCGCUAAGGCACACGUUUUCGUUGUAGUAUAA